AGGAAGACUUCCGCAGUGAACGAGGUGAAACAGAAAGCACAGGAAGUCCUAGGAGAAGGAGAAGGUUUUCUGGAUGAAGCUAACCAACUUUCUGAAAACAUCAACAAGGAGAUAGAGGAUUUGGAGGAGAUGGGCAGAGAGCUGGAUCCUCUUCAUGUGAAGCUGGAUGAUAAAGUCAAUCACCUCACCACUGGUUUGAAAGGCGGCAGCCUGGCCAAUCACGUGCACGAUGCAGAGGAACACGCCAAGCAGCUGAACGAAUCUGCUGCCAUUUUGGAUAGUAUUUUGGCUGAAGCUAAAAACCUCUCCUUCAAUGCAACAGCUGCCUUCAAGGCCUAUAGCAACAUUAAAGCAAACGUUGAUGCAGCGGAGAGAGAUGCGAAGGCAGCCAAACAGAGUGCCAGUGAGGCUCUGGCUCUG
Notothenia coriiceps (black rockcod) is the source of this 420-nucleotide messenger RNA. Its product is annotated as laminin subunit alpha-2-like. The record is from RefSeq and is a predicted model, not a curated record. Lineage: Eukaryota; Metazoa; Chordata; Actinopteri; Perciformes; Nototheniidae. The annotation marks the transcript as partial. The transcript has 3 exons.